AUGGCGGAACCCGAGGCGCCGCUGAGCCCCGUGCCUGUGCGGUUCGGCAUCCUAGGUGCGGCGAGGAUCGCAAAGAAGGUGGUGCGCGCGAUGCGGAGCGUGCCGGGUGUCAUUCCGUACGCCAUAGGCAGCCGAUCUUACGAGCGAGCCGCGCAGUUUGCUAAGGAGGUCGGCAUGGCUGACGACGCCGCGAUUUACGGCAGCUACGCUGACGUCAUCGCGGAUCCAUUAGUGGACGCCGUUUAUAUCCCGCUGCCGACUGCGCUCCACGUGGAGUGGGUGGUGAAAGCCGCGAAUCACGGAAAGCAUAUUCUGCUCGAGAAGCCCGUGUCGCUGAAUGUGGACGAUCUGAAGACGAUGAUCGCAGCCGUCGAUUCGGCGGGCGUUCAGAUCAUGGACGGCACGAUGUGGAUGCACAACCCACGGGCAGCCGAAAUGAAAUCAGCCAUGCAGGACAGAGAAUCUUUCGGGCAGCUCAUGCGCGUGACGUCAAAUUUCUUCUUCCCAGGAUCAGAGGAAUUCAUGAAGCGAGACAUUCGGCUGAAGAAGGAUCUAGAUGGAUUGGGGUGCUUGGGAGACAUAGGGUGGUACUGUAUUCGAGCGUCGCUCUGGGCUGCUGAUUUCGAGCCGCCAUACAAAGUGCUUGGUCUCCCUGAUCCCAAGGUUAACGAAGAAGGCGUUUUGAUUCGCUGCGGUGGUUACCUGUGCUGGCGAAACGGGUUGACUGCUCUUUUCCAGUGCGGAUUCGAUUCUCCUAGUAAUCAGCGGCUUGAGUUUGCGGGCUCGCUCGCUACAAUCACACUCGAGGACUUCACCAUCCCCUUCCAAGAGAAUAAGGUCGAAUUUGUGAUUGAAAAGGGGUCCAGGUGGCCAAAUUCAGAAUGGGGGGUGGAAUCAAUGGUGGAGAGGAGGGAAAUCGAGCUGACGUGGACGCAGGAGGCGAUGAUGAUUGCUGAGCUGGCGCGGAUUGUGAGGGGAGUGAGAAAAGGGGGAGGAAAGGCAGCAUUGGAUCGGAGAUGGGUGGAUAUGAUGGUGCUGACACAGCGGGUGGUGUGUGCCGUGCAUGACUCCAUUGCACAGGGAGGGGUGCCUGUGCUUAUAGAGAAUGGUCAGGAGAAGAAGCCAUGA
Molecule: messenger RNA, 1128 nt
Organism: Closterium sp. Yama58-4
Lineage: Eukaryota; Viridiplantae; Streptophyta; Zygnematophyceae; Desmidiales; Closteriaceae
Source: the annotation of a GenBank genome assembly